This is a messenger RNA of Nestor notabilis (Kea), 650 nucleotides long. RefSeq names its product purpurin. NCBI's taxonomy places the organism in Eukaryota, Metazoa, Chordata, Aves, Psittaciformes, Psittacidae. Bases 60 to 650 code for a protein of 196 amino acids. Gene Ontology annotation, molecular function: retinol transmembrane transporter activity; retinoid binding. The record is from RefSeq and is a predicted model, not a curated record. The transcript is spliced from 6 exons.
CAACCCAAAGAAGGAAGCAGACUAGUCCCAGGGAUCUCGGGCAUCUCUACUCCAACAGAAUGAAAUACGCACAGUAUGUUUUCCUGGCCUCCAUGGUCUCCACUGUUGAAUACAGCCUAGCUCAGACCUGUGCAGUGGAGUCUUUCGCUGUGAAAGACAAUUUUGAUCCAAAAAGGUAUGCAGGGAAAUGGUAUGCCCUGGCCAAGAAGGAUCCAGAAGGCCUUUUCCUUCAGGACAACAUCUCUGCUGAAUACACCGUGGAGGAAGAUGGCACAAUGACAGCAUCAUCCAAAGGCCGAGUCAAGCUUUUUGGGUUCUGGGUGAUCUGUGCUGACAUGGCUGCUCAGUACACAGUACCUGCCCCAGCCACUCCAGCAAAGAUGUACAUGACCUACCAGGGACUGGCCAGCUACCUCUCCAGCGGUGGGGACAACUACUGGGUGAUUGACACCGACUAUGAUAACUACGCCAUUACCUAUGCCUGCCGCAGUCUGAAGGAGGAUGGCUCUUGCGAUGAUGGCUACUCCCUGAUCUUCUCACGCAACCCCCGUGGCCUGCCCCCAGCCAUCCAGCGCAUUGUGCGCCAGAAGCAGGAAGAAAUCUGCAUGUCUGGCCAGUUCCAGCCCGUGCUUCAGUCAGGGGCCUGCUGA